Messenger RNA from Poecilia latipinna (sailfin molly), 2220 nucleotides. RefSeq names its product protein NLRC3-like. The transcript is spliced from 4 exons. Lineage: Eukaryota; Metazoa; Chordata; Actinopteri; Cyprinodontiformes; Poeciliidae. Gene Ontology annotation, molecular function: metal ion binding. The record is from RefSeq and is a predicted model, not a curated record. The annotation marks the transcript as partial.
ACAGCAAAACAGAAAUACUGAAAGUUUUCUAUCUUUAUUCUAGUUUUAUUUCACUUUGUAAACUCAAACUGAACUGUUAAUAUUUAUACAAAUGAAUCAAACUUUGAUUCUGGACGCUGAAGAAAACACAAGUCACGUGACUUUCUGUGAAAAAGAAACUGAAACUAACUUUGAUAUUUUUCUUCAAGUCAGCCUCCAUUUUGAGCGCAGGGUGGAAAUAACAUGUUGACUUGUUAACAGAGGCUCACUGAAGUCCAGAAGAUGGAAGAUCAGGAUAUAAAGGAGGACAGAACAGAACCUCCAGGAUCCAUCAGUCCAUCUAUGAGGAGUGACUGGUCCAAAGAUGAACCUCUACACUUCAGUAAUAAACCUGGACCCUCAGACAGAAAGAGGAGGAAGAGGAGCAGCGUUGGUGAGGAGGAGCAGCCGUCUUGCUGUGCUUUGUGUCAGAAUGUUCUGAUAAAUCCGGUCUCUACCAGCUGUGGACACUGGUUCUGCAGACAAUGCAUUAGGUCCUACUGGGACCAGUGUGCUCCAUCUGGACCCUCUUCCUGCCCUCAGUGUGGGAAACAACCCAGAACACGAGCUAGAUUGUUAACAGCGAAUCAGAGCAGCUGUGGUCCAGAUAUUGGUCUACAGGAGGUUCUAGAGAAACAUAAGAUCAGUCUGAGAAGUAAAUGUCAAUGUGUGACUGAAGGAAAUGAUGAAACAGGAAGUAGAACUCUCCUGAACAGGAUCUACACUGAUCUCUACAUCACAGAGGGACAGAGUGAAGACGUUAACCAGCAUGUCAUGAAGCAACUGGAGAGAGUUUCCAAGAAGCGCCAUGACUCUGCAAUCAGGUGCCAUGACAUCUUUAAAUCCUUCCCUGACCAACAUGGAGCCAUCAGAGUGGUUCUGACCAAUGGCAUUGCUGGUGUUGGAAAAACCUUCUCAGUGCAGAAGUUCACUCUGGAUUGGGCCGACGGCUCGGAGAACCAAGAUGUCAGUGUGGUGGUUCUGCUUUCGUUCAGGGAGCUGAACUUGAUCAGAGGUGAGCAGCAUAGUCUUCUCUCUCUGCUCCAUGUUUUCCAUCCAACACUCCAGAAGUUCCCAGCAGAGCAGCUGGCUAAAUGCAAACUGCUCUUCAUCUUUGAUGGCCUGGAUGAAAACAGACUUUCACUGGACUUCAACAACAGUCAGCUGGUUUCUGACGUCACACAGAAGUCAUCAGUUGACGUUCUGCUGACAAACCUCAUCAAGGGGAAUCUGCUUCCCUCGGCACUCAUCUGGAUAACUACCAGACCUGCAGCAGCCAAUCAGAUCCCUCCUUCAUGUGUUUCCAGGGUAACAGAAGUACGAGGCUUCACCGACGCCCAGAAGGAGGAGUACUUCAGGAGGAGGUACAGUGAAGAAGAGCUGUUCAGCAGAAUCAUCUCCCACAUCAAGAAAUCAAAACCUCUCCACAUCAUGUGUGGAAUCCCAGUCUUCUGCUGGAUCUCUGCUACGGUUCUGGAGAACAUGUUGACCUCAGAGCAGAGAAGAGAGCUGCCCAAGACCAUGACUGAUAUGUACUCACACUUCCUGCUGCUCCAGACAAGGAGGAAGAACAACAAAUACCAUGGAGGACAUGAGACAAAUCCACAGAAACUGAUGGAGGCUGACAGGGAAGUUCUUCUGAAGCUGGGGAGGCUGGCAUUUGAACAUCUGGAGAAAGGAAACAUCAUGUUCUACCAAGAAGACCUGGAGCAGUGUGGUCUGGAUGUCACAGAGGCCUCAGUUUACUCAGGAGUUUGUACAGAGAUCUUCAAAAGAGAGAGUGUGAUCUUCCAGAAAUCAGUCUACUGCUUUGUUCAUCUGAGCAUCCAGGAGUUUCUGGCUGCCGUCUACAUGCUCCACUGCUUCACCAGCAGGAGGUCAGAGGUCAUCAAGACGUUCCUGGGAGAAAAAUACAAUGAAACAUCUCUAGAUGAGUUCAUGAAGAAAGUCAUGGAGAAAUCCCUCAGCAGUGAAAAUGGCCACCUGGACCUGUUUGUCCGCUUCCUUCAUGGUCUCACUGUGGAGUCCAACCAGAGACUCUUAGAGGAUCUGCUGGGUCAGACAGAGAACCGUCCAGAAACCAUCCAGAGAAUCAUCACCAACCUGAAGGAGAUGAACACUGAUAGAAUCUCUCCUGACAGAAGCAUCAACAUCUUCUACUGUCUGGUGGAGAUGAACGACGUCUCAUUUUAUCAGGAGAUU